This is a messenger RNA of Spea bombifrons (plains spadefoot toad), 963 nucleotides long. Its product is annotated as palmitoyltransferase ZDHHC3-like. Gene Ontology annotation, biological process: protein targeting to membrane; peptidyl-L-cysteine S-palmitoylation. Lineage: Eukaryota; Metazoa; Chordata; Amphibia; Anura; Pelobatidae. Gene Ontology annotation, cellular component: endoplasmic reticulum; Golgi apparatus. The record is from RefSeq and is a predicted model, not a curated record. The transcript has 9 exons. Gene Ontology annotation, molecular function: protein-cysteine S-palmitoyltransferase activity. Bases 14 to 877 code for a protein of 287 amino acids.
GUCCUUGCUGGCCAUGGCUGUCUGUGUCAGGGACCCCUGUGGGCUUCUGUGUAUCCUGCUGACCUAUCUGAGCCUGGGCUAUGCCGACUAUGUCAUCCUCAAACAUAUCCUGCUGCACUCCUACUCGGAGAGCAUCUGGUGCCCGCUCCACGCCGCCGGAUUCAAUCUAGUCGUGUUCAUGCUGCUCGCCUGCCACACCAGGGCUGUGCUGUCCGACCCAGGGACAGUACCGUUACCGGACACCGCCAUCGACUUCUCCGACCUCCGUUCUAACACGCCGCGCAAGAGCGACCGGGGCAACGAGGAUUGGACGGUGUGUAACCGCUGCGAGACCUACCGGCCCCCGCGUGCGCAUCACUGCCGAAUCUGCCACCGCUGCAUCAGACGCAUGGAUCACCACUGCCCCUGGAUAAAUAACUGUGUGGGGGAAUUAAACCAGAAAUACUUCAUCCAGUUCCUCUUCUACACAGGUCUGACCAGCUUGUAUGCAAUGUGCUUGGUUGCCGCCACAUGGCUGUGGCCCCCCAAGAGAGGGACGGUGGACGAUGGAGACAAGGAAGGCCUUGUUACCAACCACGUGCACAUAGCGCACUGCAUCCUCCUGCUGGUGGAAUCCGUCCUCUUUGGCCUCUUUGUAACGGUCAUCUUUUAUGAUCAGAUUGUGUCCAUCAUUACGGAUGAGACUCCGAUCGAGCAGCUAAGGAACCGGCUCCUUAAAGAAGCCCGCAAAGAGGUCGCUCACACUCGCAAACCAAAGAUGGCCCUGCUCCGGGAGGUGUUUGGCAGAGGUUACAUGAUCUUCUGGUUCUUUCCAUGUAACAGCCCCCCUACCUCAGGAGGUCCUGCCUACAGCUACCUUCCGGACUAUGAUGUCUGAAAGCGCACUUAGUCUACCAGCCCCACGCCGCGUUACCAGGGGAUCUGCGAGUAUUAUCUGCACACACGGCCCUCUGUAACGUCCUC